Messenger RNA from Melopsittacus undulatus (budgerigar), 1487 nucleotides. It is a transcript of the gene NPY1R, whose product is annotated as neuropeptide Y receptor Y1. Gene Ontology annotation, cellular component: neuron projection; plasma membrane. The transcript is spliced from 4 exons. Gene Ontology annotation, molecular function: neuropeptide binding; neuropeptide Y receptor activity. The coding region runs from base 330 to 1487 and encodes 385 amino acids. Gene Ontology annotation, biological process: G protein-coupled receptor signaling pathway. The record is from RefSeq and is a predicted model, not a curated record. Lineage: Eukaryota; Metazoa; Chordata; Aves; Psittaciformes; Psittaculidae.
GAUGAUCUUUCCCCGUUCCUACUCCAUCCAGCCUCCUGAGCCAGCCCCAUAGCAGACCAAAGGCAGACAGAGCAGUUGCAAGCGCUGCUAGCUGAGAUUAAGGUGUUCAGAGUUCCUGAUUUGCCGUUGACUCAGUGCCAGUGUUGCUGUGGGCACUCAGCCGCUCAACAUCAAGUGAACAUUAUUAGGUGGUGCGAGGGGGAUGCAGCACCGAGGAGCGGGCUCGGCCGAGGGUCCCCUGACGGGAGAGGUUUGAAUGCCGGGAGCGCUUUGGAUGCCGGCGGCUGCAGCAGCAGCGUCUGUGAAGGUUGUACAGAGUUGGAAGCGACAUGAAUUCUUCGGUUCUCACCCCGCUGGGAAAUAUAACCGGUCUUCUGAAUUUUUCGGAGAAGAACUCACAGUUCUUGCAGUUUGAGGAUGAAGAUUGCCAUGUGCCUUUGGCCAUGGUCUUUACUUUGGCCUUGGCUUAUGGCACUGUGAUAAUUCUGGGAGUUUCUGGGAAUCUGGCCUUGAUUGUCAUUAUUUUAAAACAGAAGGAGAUGCGCAAUGUUACCAAUAUCCUCAUAGUCAACCUGUCCUUUUCUGAUCUUUUAGUGACUAUCAUGUGUCUUCCCUUUACCUUUGUAUAUACUUUAAUGGACCACUGGAUUUUUGGGGAGGCCAUGUGCAAAUUGAAUCCUUUUGUGCAAUGUGCCUCAAUUACAGUCUCAGUCUUUUCUUUAGUCCUCAUUGCUAUUGAACGCCACCAGCUGAUCAUUAAUCCUCGUGGCUGGAGGCCAAACAACAGACAUGCGUACAUGGGGAUUGCUGCCAUAUGGAUUUUAGCCACAGCUUCCUCUCUGCCUUUCCUGAUCUACCAUGUGUUAACAGAUGAACCCUUCAGAAACCUAACAUUUGAUGAAUAUAAGGACAAAUAUGUGUGCUUGGACCUGUUCCCUUUGGACACUGCUAGGCUCUCUUAUACCACAACGCUUUUAGUUAUUCAAUACUUCGGACCGCUUUGUUUUAUAUUUAUUUGUUACUUGAAGAUAUACAUACGGCUGAAAAAAAGGAACAACAUGAUGGACAAGAUAAGAGACAGUAAGUACAGAUCCUCUGAAACCAAAAGGAUCAACAUCAUGCUGAUCUCAAUAGUGGUUGCAUUUGCAGUUUGCUGGCUGCCCCUCACAAUCUUCAAUAUCGUCUUUGACUGGAAUCACGAAAUUUUGCCUGUUGCUACCUGUAGCCACAACCUGUUGUUCCUGAUCUGCCACCUCACUGCCAUGAUCUCUACCUGUGUGAACCCCAUCUUCUAUGGGUUUCUCAAUAAGAACUUCCAAAGGGACCUGCAAUUUUUAUUUCACUUUUGCCAUUUCCGCUCCCAUGAGGAGGAUUAUGAGACUAUAGCCAUGUCCACCAUGCACACAGAUGUUUCGAAAACCUCUUUAAAGCAGGCAAGCCCAGUUGCAUUUAAAAAAAUAAGUAGUGAUGAUGAUGAUAAAAUAUAA